ACCCCCAACCCACCCCAAACCCCUCCUGGCUCCCUGGCGUCGUCGUGUGCCGAGGAAUACUGUUUCUCCGGAAAAAUUAGCAGGACUUGUGGAAGCGAAGGAGUGGGGCACCUGGGCACCCACCUUCUGCCUUGAGGAAUGAGUUCUUUCAACCCAGGGAAACAGAGGACUUGGAAGCGUCCCUUUUGACCCCCGUGGUGGAUGGGGGCCACGCUCCGGACGUUAAGAUAACGGACGAGCCCCCUCACCCCUCGCUACAGUCGCCAUGGGAGAGCCCGAGGAUUCGCCGCUCCCCAGCCCGGGCGAGACCGCGGAGAUCCCGAGCGAUGAUGGCAGCCCCCAGAACGACGCCUUCCCUCUCUCCUCGCUGGCCAACCUUUUCGAGAACGAAGACGGCCCGGCCGCGCCAGACGCAGCCAAGAGCCUGCCGGGUUCGGGGGACGGCAAGCAAAACCUGCGGAUGAAGUUCCACGGGGCCUUCCGCAAGGGCGUCCCCAACCCGAUGGACCUGCUGGAGUCCACCAUCUACGAGUCCUCGGUGGUGCCGGGACCCAAGAAAGCCCCCAUGGACUCCCUCUUCGACUACGGCACCUACCGCCACCACCCGAGCGACAACAAGUGGCGGCGGAAGAAAGUCCUGGAGAAGAAACGCCCCAGCGCCAAGGGGCCUGCCCCCCAGCCACCCCGCAUCCUCAAGGUCUUCAACCGGCCCAUCCUUUUCGAGAUCGUCUCUCGGGGCUUCACGGAGGACCUGGACGGCCUCCUCCCGUUCCUGCUGACCCACAAGAAGCGGCUGACGGACGAGGAGUUUCGAGAACCCUCGACGGGCAAGACCUGCCUCCCGAAGGCACUCCUCAACCUGCACAACAGCAAGAACGAGACCAUCCCGCUGCUGCUGGAGAUCGCGGAGAAGACGGGCAACCUCCGGGAGUUCAUCAACUCUCCCUUCCGCGACGUCUACUAUCGAGGCCAGACUGCUCUGCAUAUUGCUAUUGAGCGCCGAUGUAAACACUACGUGGAGUUGCUGGUGGAAAAAGGGGCCGACGUCCACGCCCAGGCUCGUGGCCGUUUCUUCCAACCCAAGGACGAAGGGGGCUACUUCUACUUUGGGGAGCUGCCCCUCUCCCUGGCCGCCUGCACCAACCAGCCCCACAUCGUCCACUACCUGACGGAGAAUGCCCACAAGCCGGCCGACCUCCGGCGCCAGGACUCGCGGGGCAACACGGUGCUCCACGCCCUGGUGGCCAUCGCCGACAACACCCGGGAGAACACCAAGUUCGUCACCAAGAUGUACGACCUGGUGCUCAUCAAGGGUGCCAAGCUCUUCCCAGACACCAACCUGGAAGCUCUGCUCAACAACGACGGACUCUCCCCGCUCAUGAUGGCCGCCAAAACCGGAAAGAUUGGGAUCUUCCAGCACAUCAUCCGCCGGGAGAUCAAGGACGAGGACGCCCGCCAUCUCUCCCGCAAGUUCAAGGAUUGGGCCUACGGGCCGGUCUACUCUUCCCUCUACGACCUCUCCUCCCUCGACACUUGUGGGGAAGACGUCUCCGUGCUGGAGAUCCUGGUUUACAACAGCAAAAUCCAGAACCGCCACGAGAUGUUGGCCGUGGAACCCAUCAACGAACUGUUGCGUGACAAGUGGCGGAAGUUUGGCGCCGUCUCCUUCUACAUCAGCGUGGUCUCCUACCUCUGCGCCAUGAUCAUCUUUACCCUGGUCUCCUACUACCGCCCCCUGGAGGGCAUCCCUCCGUAUCCAUACAUCACCACCACCGACUACCUGCGCCUUGCCGGGGAGAUCACCACCCUUUUCACGGGGAUCCUUUUCUUUUUCACCAACCUCAAAGACCUCUUCAUGAAGAAAUGCCCGGGAGUGAAUUCCUUUUUCAUCGACGGCUCUUUUCAGUUACUCUACUUCAUUUAUUCCGUCCUGGUCCUGGUCGCGGCGGCUCUGUACCUGGCCGGCAUCGAGGCCUACCUGGCCGUAAUGGUUUUCGCCCUGGUCCUGGGGUGGAUGAACGCCCUCUACUUCACCCGAGGCCUCAAGCUGACGGGAACAUACAGCAUCAUGAUCCAGAAGAUCCUGUUCAAAGACCUUUUCCGCUUCCUGCUUGUCUAUGUGCUUUUCAUGAUCGGCUACGCGUCAGCCCUAGUGUCCUUGCUGAACCCGUGCCCCAACGCCGAAGGCUGCAACGAGGAGCGCUCCAACUGCACGGCGCCCGCCAGCUCUUCCUGCCGUGACAGCCGGACCUUCAGCACCUUCCUCCUGGACCUCUUCAAGCUGACCAUCGGCAUGGGUGACCUGGAGAUGAUUGAGAACGCCAAGUACCCCGGCGUCUUCGUCAUCCUGCUGGUCACCUACAUCAUCCUCACCUUCGUCCUCCUGCUCAACAUGUUGAUCGCCCUCAUGGGGGAGACGGUGGGCCAAGUGUCCAAGGAGAGCAAACAGAUCUGGAAGCUUCAGUGGGCCACCACCAUCCUGGACUUUGAGAGGGCUUUCCCCGUGUUCAUCCGGAAAGCCGUCCGCUCGGGGGAGAUGGUGACCGUGGGCAAGUCUCUCGACGGGACACCUGACCGCAGGUGGUGCUUCAGGGUGGAUGAGGUGAACUGGUCUCACUGGAACCAGAACCUGGGCAUUAUCAACGAAGACCCCGGGAAGAACGACACGUACCAGUACUACGGUUUCUCCCACACGGUGGGCCGGCUGCGCAGAGAUCGCUGGUCCACGGUGGUGCCACGUGUGGUGGAGCUGAACAAGAACUCGCAGCCCGAGGAGGUCGUGGUCCCCCUGGACGGUGUCGGCAUCCACGAACGCAAGCUCUCCCACCCACCGGCGUGGCGGAAGGAGGACUCCCACGUCUAACCAGUGCGGGAGCCCCCACCCCAACCCCCAAGGGCAGAAUAAUAUAGAAGCACUCUCAGGGGGGACCCACAAGCUCUGACCCCCCCCCGGGCCCACUACCUAGCCUUGAGAUGCCACGGAACGUGGCUCAGGCACGGAUAUCGCUCUCGCUUUCAUCUAGAAGACCACAAAGGCCCCUUUUGUGAUUCCCUCCAGAGCGGCUGCCGAAACCAGAAUUUCGUCUCAGUGGACUCAAAGCGGACAAGAGAGCCAUCCACCACCCCCACCACCCCAGUUUCGAUCCGUUUGAGGUCUAAAGUUCCCUUUGUAGAAACACCAAGGAUCAGAAAACAUUCUCGGAAUGCAAAAUCACGUGUCCGAUACAAAGCUGCAAAAAUGCACAGAAACCGUACAGCUCAGAAACGGAGGCCUUUAGACGGGGCAACGAGGCUCUGUUUCGUUUGGAGGUUCUCUGUGCUGGCGAGGCUACGACACUCGAUGGGUGCCUGUUUUUUAAAAAAAGUGAGAAGCGGUGGUCAGUGUGUCUGCCCAGAGAGCUCUUUGGACAGUUCGGCCGGUCCCCCAGUUUGGGGCUAAAUCUGCAGAGAGAAAAACAGGAGCACUUCAUUCCGUCCACCAAAAGGCGGUGGACGUCUCUCCUAAAAGAAUAUGUUUGUGUGUUGUCGUUUUUUAAAAAAUUUUGCACAACAUUUUAUCUAAUUAUUUAUUUAGCAAUAAAAGCCAAA
Molecule: messenger RNA, 3588 nt
Organism: Pogona vitticeps (central bearded dragon)
Lineage: Eukaryota; Metazoa; Chordata; Lepidosauria; Squamata; Agamidae
Source: RefSeq, a predicted model, not a curated record